Molecule: messenger RNA, 462 nt
Organism: Toxotes jaculatrix (banded archerfish)
Lineage: Eukaryota; Metazoa; Chordata; Actinopteri; Toxotidae
Product: transmembrane protein 244-like
Exons: 6
Coding region: 4-462 (152 amino acids)
Source: RefSeq, a predicted model, not a curated record
GAGAUGGCAUUCAAAGGCAAAGCGGUCGACUCGCAGACCGUUCUCCUCAAUCUCUUGUUGUGUCUACUCAUAUUUUACUCUCUUUUCUACAUGAUUGGGAGUGUGUGCUUCGGUGCCUUCAGGUUGGACCACUUUGACGGACUGAUUCCAUUUGACUUUAAGACCGAACCUGCUGAAUCUAACUCCAAAUACUUGGUGAACCUCCUAUCCUUGGAGCUCACCUACUUUUGCAGUGGCCUUUUGUUUGCUGCGGUGGUGAGGAGGCGGGUGUGGGACUAUGCCCUCACUGUCACACUUCUGCAUGUAAUAAUCACCAGCCUUGUAAUGUUGGAAUUUCCCAUGGUGUGGCAGUGGUGGCUGGCUUUAGGUAGCGGCUUGUUUCUGAUGAUCUGCAAUGGUCAGCUGAUAGCUUAUUUCACGUGCCAGAGUGACCAGAGCUACUCCUCCUUCAGCAUCUACUGA